UUGAAAUCUAUAGCUUUUACUUCUUUUAUACUAUUUUAUUAACACUAGAUGGAGCCUUAGCUUAGUUUGAUUUCUCACAUUAGCCGACUUUUUACUGUUGGUGUCAGGGUAGGAUUUUAGGUUGAAGAUUUCCCUGUUUUAUUUUCGUAAACGUAAGAUUUAAAGAUCCUAUCGACAAAUAUUUUCGUAAUAAAUGGUAAUAUCUGCUACGAAUGGCUACUACUGAAGGGAUUAACAAUUACUCAGUAAAAGGGGGGCAAGGAUCAGCUGAUGUAAGUAAACAAAUGGCUGAGAAAUACAUUAGCCCUAUAGUAGAGAGAAUAAGAUUACAAGAUAUCGCCGGAUCAUUAGAUCAAGCUCACAAAUAUUCAUCAGAUUAUAUUAAUACAAUUGAUGAUAGGCCAGUUUAUCCAGAUCAAAGUACCAUUGAUAAAUUAGAUGUUUUUGAUACAAAUCUUCAAAAUGGUGGUGAAGAUAUUGAAUCGAUUCUAGAGUCGCUUCAUACUUAUGGCAGUCCUGCAAGUGUUGCCCAAACUGGUGGUCGUUACUUUGGUUUCGUUUGCGGAGGAAUCCUACCGUCGGCUCUCGCCUCGAAAUGGCUAACUGACGUUUGGGAUCAGAAUGCCGCUCUGUUUGUCAUGUCUCCAGUAGCCAGUAAACUUGAACAAGUUGUUGAAAAAUGGCUAGUUGACCUAUUAGGUCUACCGGAGGAAACUGUCGCUGGGUUUGUUAGUGGUAGUUCAACGGCUACAAUUAUUGGAUUGACUGUUGGACGCAACUAUCUUUUAACAAAAGCCGGCUACAAUGUUUUCGAAGGAGGCCUAUUUAACGCACCGCCAAUAAAAGUUGUCUUGGGAGAAGGUUCCCAUUCAACUGUUUAUAAGGCUCUUUCAAUCGUUGGAUUCGGUACGGCGAAUAUCGUUAAAGUUCCGGUUGACGACCAAGGCCGAAUGACCGCCGAUCAACUACCUCGGCUGGAUGGUAGAACGUUGUUAAUUUUACAAGCUGGACACGUGAAUUCCGGUUCUUUCGAUGAUUUUCAAACUAUUUGUCAGAGGGCAAAGGAGGUUGGCGCCUACGUUCACGUUGAUGGAGCGUUUGGACUAUUUGCAAUGGCGAAUAAGAGAUUCAAUCAUCUAACUAAGGGUGUUGACUUGGCAGAUUCGUGGUCGGUUGACGGGCAUAAAACCUUAAAUACUCCGUACGAUUGCGGCGUCAUCCUAUGCAGACAUAGGCAGCAAUUAAUCAACUCGAUGCAAAUGACAGGUUCCUAUAUCAUUGUUAGCGAAAAUCGAGAUAACAUGGUCUAUACAACCGAAAUGUCGAGGCGUGCAAGAGCUAUUGAAAUGUGGGCCAGUUUAAAAAGUCUCGGUAGGGAUGGAGUUGGCGAAUUGGUAUGGGAAUUACACAAGAAAGCCGUCUAUUUUGGAGAAAAACUCGAAAAGGAGGGAUUAGAAAUUUUAAAUUCUAUAGUCUUUAAUCAAAUCCUUGUACGCCAUAAGGACGACAAUAGGACUAAUUUACUGUUGAAAUCAAUCCAGAAUUCUGGUGUCUGUUGGCUUGGCGGAGCAAAAUGGAAUGGAAAGUCUGUUAUACGUAUCAGCGUUAGUUCAUUUAGGACAACCUACGACGAUAUAGACGUCUCUGUUAAGGACAUACUAAGACUUAAAGAUGAACUUGAACAUAAUGAUUCAAUUUAAAUCCAUUCGUAUCUAUUUCGACCUUGUAAUUUUUGUGUUAUUGUAUUGAAAAGGGGGUCGUUACAAACUCGAGAAGGAUAAAUGACAAGUCAAUUGCUUACUCACACUCUCUUUGCCAUUCAAAACAACUCUAUUGAUGAUUUCCUUUAAUUUAAAAUUAUUUGUUGGUUGGCAAUCGAACGAUAAUAGAGUAUAGUCGUUCGUUGCACUGUUAGGAUGACACAAGUGUCCGUACGAGGACUUUUCAUUUUCGGUGUUGUUCAUAUUGCUAAAGACGGUUUGUCUCGAACUGUCGUCGGCCGUUUUAAUAACUAUUGGAUUAUAGAUAGUUAUCUUUGUGCCUUGGUCACUUUUAACUUUCAACUGCAGGAAAGAGGACGCCGAAUGGAGUGGAACGCAAACGAAGAUGUACUGAUCAAAGAAGUUGUAGUAGGCCGAAAAUUUACAUUUUACGCUGUCCAACAGAGUAAGCUGUCUUCCGCCUGAGGAAUAAGAAAGUAUUGGGUAGAAUUUAAGUAGUUUUAGUAGUUAAGUGUAGAGAUCAACAAACAGAAAGUUUACGGAUGAAGUGAAGUUUAUAGAUUGUAGAUAUGAACGUUCGUUUGGAUCUCCUAUACCGAAUUUUACUUGACUUCCGGUAAAUUCAAACCAGAAAUCGUUCCAUUCGUCGCAAUCGACCAACGAUCCUGCAUGACUUAACUUAUGACUUUGAGCGGUGGGAUACACCAUGUUCAGGAGGGAUUCUUCGUUCGAAAGGGACGAACAAUCGUCGGUGAAACCAGCAAGUUGACCCUUAACGCGGAAGGCUAUAUAAGUGAAAUUAUUAUGUAAAAGAGCGGGAACGGGGUAAGCGUAAUUCGUUUUAUCGUCUAUUGCGUAGACUUUCUUGUCAGCGGCUGAAGGCAAAAACAAAAAAGGUGCAUAAUUGGAAGAAACUGACUUAACCAAAUACAGUAUACUAUAUACAGUCGUUACCAUAUAUUUGAAUUGGACCAAAUCCGACAAGAACACCAUUGGUUGGUUCAAUCUGUAAUAUUUCUAGUCGGACGGAGGUCUCUGUCGUCGUCGAUUGUCCAUUAUAGGUUAAACACAUUGUCGUCCAGCCACUUUUCAACAUCAUAAAUUGAACGUGCAAAGAACUCCACGUUACUUUCAACUGUUUGACAGACGAGUCUGGUUCUAUUCUAUUAUUAUCAAAUGUUGUUUGGCAAACAACAUUCUUAAGUGAAUAUUUUCAUCAUAUUUCAACGAUUAUACCUAUUUUUAAUGCAUAAACGGUCUGGUUUGGUUGGGUAUGCAAACGUUAUAGUGGCAGAUUGUCCAAUGCAGUCCGGCGCACAAUUCAAAGUCCACUCUUUGUAAUAUAGCUCUUGCAUAGUUUUGGAACAUGGAUUUUCUUGGGAAAAACUAGUUUGGUGGCAAGUUGCUCCUAAAAGAGAGUCGGCCACAUUUGUAUAGAUUUUAUCAUCUUCCAUCAACGCUUCGUCUAUUUAAAUGUAAAGGGGCGAAUUUCGUUAAAAUACGCAGUAUCAUACUGUAUAUAGUAUACUCUGCAUGUAUAUAAUAUAUACACUACAUAUAGUAUUUAUACAUACCGUCGUAAGCAAAGACGAGUAUUGACUCGUAACCAAGUUUCUAAAGGUUACUAUGAAGUUCGUCAACUUGAAGUUUAAUGCUAGAAACUGAAUGACCUGUGCCUUGUUUUAAUAAAAAGCACGUUGUUCGAACAUUCAACGUGUAUACUGCUGCGCCUGCAUUUCCUCCGAAACUAACUCUAACUUUUUUUGGUUUAUAUUGAUCUUUUGCUUUAUGCAAAAGUCAAGUAUAUCGUAUUCCUUCCUAAAAUCAAUGGCAAUCCAUUCGUUGAGGCACUCUUCAAACUGGCAAGAAGUCACCCAGUCAUCGAAUCCUUCCCAACUUGGAAUCAUUGCUUUGUCGCAUCCGAAUGAAAUACCUCUCCAAUCGGGGAAAUGAGAGGUAGAUGAGCAAGUAGCCGAAUUUUUCAGAUUAGCGAUAUUUAUUAGUUUUCCCUCUGCAACAAUUGACAAACAGUAUACAAAUUAACAGACGAAACGCAGAAUGUCGACAAAAAAAACCGUACUGGUUUUCCUUAAUCCUGCCGUCGAGCAGGUAUCCGAUAGCAGAAGUAUUACGAAACAUAAAGACGGAAACCGCAUUCUAAAUCCGUAAGAGAAGAGGACGUUAGCUGCCGUGGUUGAAAAGUGACUAUGAGUUUCAAGAAUUUCUAACUAUAGCUAAUAAAAAACACGUUAAAAAUGAAAUAACUUUUUGUUUACAAGGGUUAGGG
Molecule: messenger RNA, 4008 nt
Organism: Dimorphilus gyrociliatus
Lineage: Eukaryota; Metazoa; Annelida; Polychaeta; Dinophilidae
Source: the annotation of a GenBank genome assembly